Molecule: messenger RNA, 411 nt
Organism: Notothenia coriiceps (black rockcod)
Lineage: Eukaryota; Metazoa; Chordata; Actinopteri; Perciformes; Nototheniidae
Product: ethanolamine kinase 1-like
Exons: 4
Coding region: 1-411 (136 amino acids)
Biological process (GO): phosphatidylethanolamine biosynthetic process
Cellular component (GO): cytoplasm
Molecular function (GO): ethanolamine kinase activity
Source: RefSeq, a predicted model, not a curated record
AUGAAGCUCUUCACAGAUGGAACCACCAACAAACUGGUGGGCUGCUACGUGGAGGACAGUCCCGAGGAUGUGGUCCUGGUCAGAGUUUACGGGAACAAGACGGAGCUGUUUGUGGACAGGGACAAUGAGCUGAAUAGCUUCCAGGUGCUACAUGCUAAUGGUUGCGCUCCUCGCCUCUACUGCUCAUUUCAAAAUGGCAUCUGCUACGAGUUCAUUCAGGGGGACGCUCUGGGGACGCAGGAUGUCAGGGAUCCUUCUUUGCUCAGAAUGAUCGCUGGGGAGAUGGCUCGUAUCCACGCCAUCCACGCACACAACGGCUGCAUCCCCAAACCCAACCUCUGGAUCAAGAUGAGGAAGUACUUCUCCCUCGUGGCCACCGAGUUCACCGACCAAGCGUCCAACCUCAGGUGA